AUGUCACAAGAUUCAGGACCUAGUACAUGGCAUACGGUAACUCUCAAAAUCCCAUUUUAUACUUCUCAACAUGCCCAAAUAGCCAAAAAGGUAUUACAAGUGGAUAAAGAACAGAAUGCUCAAUUAGUAGAAAGACAAUUGGAAGUUGAAGAAAAUAUAUUGGUCGUAACAUACAAAACUGCUACAGUCAGAUUACUUCGAUUAGCGACAAAUUCUUUCUUAUCAUCCGCAGAGUUAAUCUCACGCGCCAUGUCAGAGUUCGCUCCUGAUCCUACCCUUCCUCGAGUGACAGAUGAUGAGUUGGAGAGAAUACGUUUGGAAGCGAAUAAAGGUAAUUCUGGUGGGAUAGAAUUGAGGGGUGAUGGUGUGGGAGCUGGUAGUGGUCAAGAAGUGACAUGA
Messenger RNA from Tremella mesenterica DSM 1558, 399 nucleotides. RefSeq lists its product as uncharacterized. The record is from RefSeq and is a predicted model, not a curated record. Lineage: Eukaryota; Fungi; Basidiomycota; Tremellomycetes; Tremellales; Tremellaceae. The transcript is spliced from 3 exons. Gene Ontology annotation, cellular component: EKC/KEOPS complex. The coding region runs from base 1 to 399 and encodes 132 amino acids.